AUGUCUGACAGGUCUGUCUCGCCCUUCACGGUCAACCCCAAUCCCAACCCGGCCGCUGCUCCGCCCACGCCCGCGCACGACCUCCCAGUUCUACCCCAGAUCGACGAUAUCGAUCCCGAUAACGAGUACCUCCACAGCCUUCGCAGCAUUUUCGCACCGUCCUUCGACAUGAGCAACCCCUUCGCACAGAGCAGCCGCCGCCGUCACGUGCCGUUCACCGUCGCCUCCGUCCUCCCCCGUACCGACUACAAGGAAGAGUGGGAGCCCAAGGAGCGCCGCUCCGACGACUACCUCGCCAUGCAGAUCGACAUCCUCAACUUCCUCACCACCCACGCCGCCGACGAGCUACAUCCAGCCCAAGCGCACUUCUUCACCGAGAACGCGGGCACCAAGCCCCACGCCCCAAACGCAAAGCAGGCCGUCGAGCUGUGCUACUUCAUGCGCUCCCACAGCUUUGACACGUACGUAAAGCUAGAUCCGCGCGGCGAGAAGAUCCAGCUCUUCGUCGCCAACCGCGACACUGGGGAGUAUCGCGGUCAUGACAAUUUGUAUUGGGAGCAGGAUAUGAAGACUGGGGCAGUGGUGCCGAUGGAGGAGCUGGCGAGGGUUGGGGUGAGGGGACGGAGGAACGCCGUACCGCACAUCUUUCAGAAUGUGUAG
Molecule: messenger RNA, 660 nt
Organism: Paraphaeosphaeria sporulosa
Lineage: Eukaryota; Fungi; Ascomycota; Dothideomycetes; Pleosporales; Didymosphaeriaceae
Exons: 3
Coding region: 1-660 (219 amino acids)
Source: RefSeq, a predicted model, not a curated record